AUGCUGCAGGUAGGAGAGUCGGAGGGUAUCACGCUUCAUCCGGAUUCGCCCGAAGAUGAUUUAGCUCAAAAUCUUCCCUCUCAGCCUCAGCUACCGCAACCUGUUGUGGAAGUUCCACUUGCGCCGAGCAGUGUCAUCUCAAACUGUGGAUUUCUCCCUGGGCAUUUUGAAGCUCUUUACAUCAUCAGUGAAGAGGUUUCUGAGACCGAGGGUGGGCUUAUAUAUCGUGUCAAGUUGAAAAGUGGCGAGGUUCAAAAGGCUUCAUCCGAUGAAAUCCAAAGUCUUAAGAACGGCCGACAAGCCUUGUCGAACUUUCUUCAAUACGGUCCCACUGAAUCGGUCUCCCCCCGUUUGAGCGACGUAUCGGGAGAGGACUCGGCCUUGUCCGACUCAAAAUAUCGCACUAAGAGAAGGACCCGGCGAUCGACCCGAGCCAGGAAUAGUGGAUUCGCGGCAUUCUUUGGAGCCUUGAGCAGUGAUGACGAUGUAGCUCACUCACGAGGUCAUUCUUCCAGUGAAGAUAUUAUCGCUUCAUCCGGCACCACAACUAGGAGACGUCGCAUGUCACGAGCUCGAAAGAGCAAGUCGCGCUCCGAAAUACUUCUGUCAGACGAAGAAAGCAAUCGCAGUACUCCGGUAGGCACACGGCAUUCCACUAGAACACGAAAAGUUCUGCGAAAGAAUUUGCGCGAACGGAAUGAGGAUGAAAUCUCUGAGAACGAGGGCACACCGAAGCACCAUGAAAAGUUCUUUGGAGCGAAAGAGAAGUUCCACAAAAUACCAGAAAAUGAUCCUUUCCGUGAACGACAUCGAGGCGCUUGCAAGAGGUGCCAUGUCAUUGGAGACGAUUAUGCCAAGGGGCCUCUCGUCUUUUGCCAGGGGUGUACCAGCAGUUUCCAUCAUCAAUGUCUGGGUCCUCGUGCCGCGAGAGACCAUCUUGUCACCAAAGUCACGGAUGACUUGUUCGUCCUCCAGUGCCGUAACUGUUUGGGAGUAUCUCAUAGUAAAGACCCGGCAGUUCCACACCAGGGUUAUUGCGCUAUAUGCAAUCGCGAAGGGAACAUGUCCAGACCACUGCGAGAUCGUUUAACACCGAAGCAAGAACAACAGUUUCGGCAGCAAAACGGUGGCAAGGAUCCGAUCACGUUUAUCGAUAUGACGCGGGUCAAUAAUGUUAACAAUUUGCUAUUUCGUUGUACUACCUGUCACCGCGCUUUUCAUUUCGAGCACCUCUCUGAUGUCGCUCAUCUUACAUGGCAUUGCCAAGAAUGUGCCUCGAUCCCUGGAGAGGUCGGUGCCAUGGUUGCCUGGCGGCCAGUCGACCCCAAAGCAAAGAAAGCUGAAGAAGCCAAUCGAGAGUAUCUUAUCAAAUGGAAGAAUCAAUCCUACAGCCACUCGACAUGGAUGCCUGGGAGCUGGGUAUGGGGUUUCGUUAAUUAUCAUAUGCGGCGGGCUUUUAUCAAAAAGGAUCUUCCACCACAAAGAACUAUUGAAGAAGCUAUUCCGGAGGACUAUCUCAGGGUGGAUAUCGUCUUUGAUGUUCGCUUUUCCAGCACAUCCCCGCUUGGAGAAAGCAAGCGAUCUUACGAAGCAGAUCUAAAGCGGAUUGAUAAUGUGUCUCAGGUAUAUGUCAAAUUCAAAGGUCUCCCGUACGAGGAUGUAGUCUGGGAUACACCUCCCGAUCGCAGUGACGUGGAGAGAUGGGAAGACUUCGAAGCUGCUUUCGCAGAUUGGGUUAAGCGUGAAUACGUUCGCGAGCCAAAUCAAUCAUCUUUACGGAGACAUUUGGCCAAGCAGCGAAAGAAGAACUUUCAGACUGACUUGGUUAAGGACCAUCAGCCUCCCACUAUGACGGGUGGAGAAAUGAUGGACUAUCAAGAUGAUGGCGUCAAUUGGCUCUACUAUAUGUGGUUCAAACAGCAGAACGCCAUUCUUGCCGAUGAGAUGGGUCUCGGAAAGACAAUUCAAGUAAUUGGCUUUAUGGCUACUCUGAUUCAUUAUCACAGGUGCUGGCCGUUCUUAGUAGUAGUGCCCAACUCCACCUGUCCCAACUGGCGCAAGGAAAUCAAGUCAUGGGUUCCUUCGAUGCGGGUGGUGACCUACUACGGGUCUGCGUUCUCUCGGAACCUCGCCAAGGAGUAUGAGAUGUAUGCUGAUGAUGAUCCUACUCUCCGAUGCCACGUUGUCGUGACUUCGUAUGAGACGAUGGUGGACGACGUAUCCCGCAGGUUCCUGGCUAAAAUUCCCUGGGCCGGUUUGAUUGUCGACGAAGGCCAGCGGCUCAAGAACGACAAGAGUCAGCUUUAUGAUGCACUCUCACGAAUCAGGUUUUCGUUCAAAUUGCUUUUGACCGGGACACCGCUCCAGAACAAUAUCAGAGAACUGUUCAACUUGCUUCAGUUCUGCGACCCGUCGAAGAAGGCCAUUGAUCUUGAAGAAGAAUACGGCACGCUCUCUAAGGAGAAUAUUCCGAAGCUGCAUGAGAUGCUACGACCUUUCUUCCUGAGAAGGACAAAAGCGCAAGUGCUUACCUUCCUUCCUCCUGUGGCUCAAAUCAUUGUUCCGGUUUCAAUGUCUCUAGUGCAAAAGAAACUGUACAAAUCUAUCCUUGCCAAAAAUCCUCAGCUGAUCAAGUCGAUCUUCCAACGCAGUGGGGCUAAGGCAUUAAAACAGGCAGAAAGACAUAACUUGAACAAUAUUCUCAUGCAGUUGCGCAAAUGUCUAUGUCAUCCAUUUGUUUACAGCAGAGCCAUCGAGGAAAGAACUUCUGAUAGGACGAAAUCUCAUCGUCACUUAGUGGACGCAGCUGGCAAACUUCAAUUGUUGGAACUAAUGCUUCCCAAACUCAAGGAUCGCGGUCACCGAGUCCUUAUCUUUAGUCAGUUCCUCGAGAAUCUCGACAUUAUCGAAGACUUCUUGGACGGCAUGGGUCUGCCACAUCUUCGUCUAGAUGGUAGAAUGACUUCGCUCGAGAAGCAGAAGACAAUUGACGAUUACAACGCACAAGACUCGCCUUACUUCGCGUUUCUUCUCUCUACUCGGUCUGGUGGAGUCGGCAUCAACCUUGCUACUGCAGAUACGGUUAUCAUUAUGGACCCCGAUUUUAAUCCUCAUCAAGACAUGCAGGCGUUGUCUCGUGCUCACAGAAUUGGGCAAGCAAACAAGGUUCUUGUCUUUCAGCUUAUGACGCGAAGCAGUGCCGAAGAAAAGAUCAUGCAAAUAGGUAAGAAGAAAAUGGUCCUGGAUCACGUUCUCAUUGAUCGUAUGGUGGCGGAGGAAGAUAACGGGCAAGAGCUCGAGUCCGUCCUACGGCAUGGAGCUCAGGCUCUCUUUAAUGAUGACGACUCUGGUGAUGUCCGAUAUGACUCGGAGUCUGUCGACAAGCUUCUUGAUCGCAGUCAAGCCGAGCAGGCAAAGGUGCCCAUUGAAGGUGACCUAGAAUCUCAAUUUAGCUUUGCUCGGGUAUGGGCAAACGAUAACCAGAAUCUUGAAGACCGGCUCCAGGAGAUGACGGAGAUGACUGAGCAAGCUGCACCCAAUACUGAUCUUUGGGACAAGAUUUUGCUGGAGCGGGAACAAGCUGCAGCUGAGGAAGCGAGGAGAAAAGCGGAAACACUGGGCCGUGGCAAGAGAAAGCGGGCCAAUGUCGACUAUGGUAGAAAUGCCCCGGAGACCUCGCCCUUUGAAGAUCGCAUACUUCGUCUGGAAGAGAUUGACGGCGAGUACCGGGCCGACGAUGGUGUUGACUCUGAGUCUGAGUCAGCUCCUGAGUUAGACCCUGAGGAUCUGCGUAUGGUCCCGAAGAGAACAAAGAUCCAAAAUUUUCAACGGAUCGCUCCCAUUAACUUACCGCUGGCUGUGGAUGGCACUGUAGAGUCUAACCUAGCUCAGCAACAAGCGUGCAUUGCAUGCCGGCAGGUUCAUCCGGUUGGCUCUUGUCGUUUGCAGUUAGCUGGAGUUGAGCAUUGUCCUCUCUGUGGUCUCGCACACUAUGGUCAUUCGCGUACAUGUCCGCACUUAAGGUCUGAUACACAAGUAGCCAGAAUGCUCGAGGCUAUCAAGCAUAGCACUGAAGACAAAGAGCUUAUUCGUCUAGCAAAGAAAUACCUGACUGGCAUUCGUGGCAACCUUGCAUACCGCAAGAAGCAGGAGGCUAGUAAGGCUGCAGCAGGCAGUGCGACUCCUCUUCCUGCCAACCCUGUCGCAACAACCAGCUCCUCCGUUAUCGACCUCACUAAUGAUAAUCGCAUGGCGUCAGCUGGCCAACCACUGAUGAACCCUGCUCAUUCUUUUGCCCCCCAUCUACCCACAUGGGCCCCCCACCAUCCUGAACACGGUGCCUGA
Molecule: messenger RNA, 4344 nt
Organism: Aspergillus saccharolyticus JOP 1030-1
Lineage: Eukaryota; Fungi; Ascomycota; Eurotiomycetes; Eurotiales; Aspergillaceae
Product: putative chromatin remodeling complex subunit (Chd3)
Exons: 3
Coding region: 1-4344 (1447 amino acids)
Biological process (GO): negative regulation of transcription by RNA polymerase II; chromatin remodeling
Cellular component (GO): chromatin; nucleus
Molecular function (GO): DNA binding; ATP hydrolysis activity; histone binding
Source: RefSeq, a predicted model, not a curated record